AUGCGACUGGGGCUGAUCGUCGUCUUCUCGGCGUGCUUCUCCCUGGCGCCGGCACUGAUGACGAACGCGCGGACCAUCGAGGUGUUUGCCGCGACUGCAGCAUUUGCGGCCGUCAACGUCGUCUUCCUGACCAGCAACCCGACUUGUACGCUCGAGGGAGCGACUUCGUAA
Messenger RNA from Anthostomella pinea, 171 nucleotides. Lineage: Eukaryota; Fungi; Ascomycota; Sordariomycetes; Xylariales; Xylariaceae. The record is from the annotation of a GenBank genome assembly.